AUGGCUGCCAUUAGGGCAUCCGGAGGCAAGGGUGGCGGAGGCUUGCGGAAGGUCAAAGACACCGACAAGAAGGAUCGUAGCGGGGCGAUGGUUCCUGGGUCUGCCAACGAAUCAUCCGCAGCUUCAGCAGGUGGCGGUGCCGCUCAGGGUGGUAUGGCAGGCGCUCUUAAAGCCGCUCUGGACAAGAGAAAGCAGAAAGUUAGCGGUAGCGAUGACGAAAAGGAGGACGACGAUGAUUGGUAA
Molecule: messenger RNA, 243 nt
Organism: Aspergillus bombycis
Lineage: Eukaryota; Fungi; Ascomycota; Eurotiomycetes; Eurotiales; Aspergillaceae
Exons: 2
Coding region: 1-243 (80 amino acids)
Source: RefSeq, a predicted model, not a curated record